UGCGUCUAAUGGUAAAUCUGCCGAAGAUAUUAAAAAAAAAAAAAUUAUUCCUGCAUUCAACGCAGAAGAAGCGCUUCUUGAUGCUAAAAGAGCUCUAGCAGAUGAAGCAAAAUGGUGGUACUCUACCGAUCUAACUAGUCUGGAGCGAUGA
Messenger RNA from Dentiscutata erythropus, 151 nucleotides. NCBI's taxonomy places the organism in Eukaryota, Fungi, Glomeromycota, Glomeromycetes, Diversisporales, Gigasporaceae. The record is from the annotation of a GenBank genome assembly.